AUGUCGACAGAGACGAGAGCCAGGAAGCGCAAGUUAGGCGACGAUGUCGUCCCUGCAGCAAAGAAGGCGAAAACGGCCAAAUCCGCCGAAAAGCCUGCACCUCUGAAAUCCGCAUUGAAAAAGAGCAAGGUCGAGACGACGGUCGUGGAGAAGCCGAAGGAGAAGAAGACCAAGAAGGUCAAGAAGUUCAAACCCGUCGUCGAAGAGGAAGACUUCCAAGGCGUCUCAGACAACGAUUCCCAAGGCCGCGCCGAACUCACCGCCGACCAAACCGCCGCCCUCCUCGCCGGCUUCUCCAGCAGCGAAGACGAAGCCUCCGACGCCGAAGACGACAACGACGGCGUCGAGGUCUCCAAACUCCCCUCCGCACCAACCUCCAAAGAGGUCAAGAAACAGCUCGCGCAAGCGAAGAAGAACGAGGACCCCGAAUCCACUCCCGGAGUCAUCUACGUCGGCCGCAUCCCGCACGGCUUCCACGAAACGCAAAUGACCGCCUACUUCAGCCAGUUCGGCGAGAUCACGCGUCUGCGCCUCGCGCGCAACAAGAGCACGGGGAAGUCGAAACACUACGCCUUCGUAGAGUUUGAGUCUGCUGCAGUCGCGGAUAUCGUGGCGAGGACGAUGGACAAGUACCUCCUCUUCGGCCACAUUCUGCAAGUGAGGACUGUGCCGGCGGAGCAGGUCAAGGAUGUGAUGUUUAAGAUACCGACGGCCAUGAAGAAGGGCGGGAAGGUGAGGCCGAGGAAUAAGAUUGAGGGGACGAAGUUGAGGAAGGGGUUGGAGAGGGAGGGGUGGGAGAGGAGGGUGAAGAAGGAGACGAAGAGGAGGGAGGGGAAGGCGGAGAAGUUGAAGGAGAUGGGGUAUGAGUUUGAGAUGCCUGGCGUGAAGAGUGUUGAGGGUGUACCGGUGAAUGGGAAGGGGAUUGAGGGUGGAGAUGCUGAGCCUGGUGCUGAGGAGGGUGUCAAGUUGAUUGAGGGAAAGAAGAGUGAAGUGGCACCUGGGGUUGAGGAGGAGGUUGAGAAGAUUGUCAAGGCUGAUGGCAAGAAGGUCACGAAGGAGGUAAGGUCGAAGAGGAAGAGCAAGGAGGGCAGUACGACUACUGUCACGAAGAAGACCAAGGUCGCGGAGUAA
Messenger RNA from Zasmidium cellare ATCC 36951, 1131 nucleotides. RefSeq lists its product as uncharacterized. The transcript has a single exon. Bases 1 to 1131 code for a protein of 376 amino acids. Gene Ontology annotation, cellular component: nucleolus. NCBI's taxonomy places the organism in Eukaryota, Fungi, Ascomycota, Dothideomycetes, Mycosphaerellales, Mycosphaerellaceae. The record is from RefSeq and is a predicted model, not a curated record. Gene Ontology annotation, biological process: maturation of LSU-rRNA from tricistronic rRNA transcript (SSU-rRNA, 5.8S rRNA, LSU-rRNA). Gene Ontology annotation, molecular function: RNA binding.